UAUCAUCAUCUAGUUUCUAGACGACGAAUACAAGGAGAGAGCGCGAACCGCAACAAAAGCACAAGCACAGCAGCGGCUGAGACGAACAGGAGCAGUGCUCCGCUAUCGGAAGGAAAAUGUACAGUAAAAUGAAUGGAUACCCUUCGUCAUCCUUUCGAUCAAGCAGUGGCCGCCUGUGGGGAAUGUCACACUCGCUACCAUCCGGAAUGUCGAACUACGCCAACUAUCUGCAGGAUGCAGACUUCUCAUCGUACUCACGGCCUCGUUUGUACGGCGAUAUGCCAUCGAGCAGCACGUUCGGUGGCGGCAACCCGUCUACCCCGCAUCACCACCAUCACCACCUCAAUCACCAUAACCCGCACCAAUCGUCCCAUCAUCACACGUCCUCGUCUAGCACGAGCUCGCUGACCGGCAUGAACUUUGGGACAGGCUCGUCCAACCACGCCGGCACGAACCUGAUCGUCAACUACCUGCCGCAGGACAUGACGGAGCGGGAGAUGUACGCGAUGUUCUCCGCCAUGGGCCCCAUCGAAAGCUGCCGACUGAUGAGAGAUCUAAAGCAGACUGGGUACAGCUACGGUUUCGGUUUCGUAAACUAUCUAAAGGAGGACGCAGCGCAACGUGCCAUCAAAUGUCUAAACGGCUAUCCGGUGCGUAACAAGCGGCUAAAGGUGUCUUACGCACGGCCGCAAAGUGACGACAUUAAGGAAACAAACCUGUACAUUACAAACCUACCCCGUACGAUUACUGAAGAACAGCUGGAUAUCAUCUUCGGCAAGUACGGUACCAUCGUACAGAAGAACAUUCUACGAGAUAAGCUGACUGGUCAGCCACGUGGAGUCGCUUUCGUACGAUUUAAUAAACGCGAAGAGGCACAGGAGGCAAUAUCGGCCUUAAACAAUGUGAUUCCGCAGGGCGGCAAUCAACCACUAAUAGUACGAGUCGCCGAAGACCAUGGCCGUGCCAAGGCUGCACUCUAUGUUCCCUCGUACAACUCUAUCGUGCACAACAAUAGAGCGAUGCUUCCGCGUCAGAACUCCAUGAAGUAUAACGAUCGGUCGAGUGGGCUGCUGCGAUCUCAUCACUCUUUGAUAUUUUACUAG
Anopheles nili is the source of this 1103-nucleotide messenger RNA. Its product is annotated as protein sex-lethal-like. Gene Ontology annotation, cellular component: ribonucleoprotein complex; cytosol; nucleus. The record is from RefSeq and is a predicted model, not a curated record. Lineage: Eukaryota; Metazoa; Arthropoda; Insecta; Diptera; Culicidae. The coding region runs from base 117 to 1103 and encodes 328 amino acids. The transcript has 6 exons. Gene Ontology annotation, molecular function: poly(U) RNA binding; poly(A) binding; mRNA 3'-UTR binding.